This is a messenger RNA of Apis cerana (Asiatic honeybee), 13348 nucleotides long. RefSeq names its product nicotinic acetylcholine receptor alpha3 subunit (gene nAChRa3). The record is from RefSeq and is a predicted model, not a curated record. Gene Ontology annotation, cellular component: postsynaptic membrane. Gene Ontology annotation, biological process: monoatomic ion transmembrane transport. Gene Ontology annotation, molecular function: acetylcholine-gated monoatomic cation-selective channel activity; transmembrane signaling receptor activity. NCBI's taxonomy places the organism in Eukaryota, Metazoa, Arthropoda, Insecta, Hymenoptera, Apidae.
UACGCAACAAUUUCGAGUGAUAUGGCGUGCGAGAAGAGGUCUCGUUAUUGCUUACUUUUUGCGAUCCAGCUUAGGAGAUCGGCUGUCGAAACUACUUAAAUGAUUUGUUUGUGACAUUCGGAGAAUAUCUUACAGAACACGUGAAAAGUAGUAUCAAAGAUUUAAAGCACGAAAAUUUUAAUUUGGAAGACGACGAUCGUGCAUUCAGGUACAUCGAGAAAGUUCGACGGUGAAUCGCUUGGAAGAAUCGCUCGACGAAAAUCCGACUCAGACAGAAAAGAAUUGACAGAAAGAUUGGGAGUCACAAUUGGACAAGCAAUUGGGAUAAGUAGCACUGCACUGGUCUGUAUUUCUAAAUCCUCGAUACAGGAUCCGGUUAUUCCGUUUGAGAUAAUAUUCUCUGUACGUCCUGUCCAAGUCGAUUCUGCAUAAAUCUGAUUGGGGACAGUUCGCAAGAAGGAGCGUGAGCGGCAAGAGUUUCGAGGCUUAAGUCGAACAGGAAAGGGAGUGGGAUACGCAGGGCGGAUAAAUUGCAAUAUUCACUCGAGGGGAAAGAGGAUCUACUCGAGAGGGAGAGACUUUAUCGAUCGGGAUUGAAAGGUUGUGAAACACAUGUAGCAUUGUGUUCGAUUUCUUGUUCGAGAAAGAUUCUCGAGAAUACAAUCACACUCGUUGGAAAAGCUCCUUCUAAAGAAGAAUAGAAAAUUUAAAUUCCAAGUAAUGUACUAUUCACUGGUGGAAAGAAGUCUUAUGUGAUUAGUUAAUAUGGAAGGAAAUCCAAUAUUUCUAUUUUCACGAAUCCAAAACGACGAUCUAAAUCUCGAUGCAUUAGCGUAUAGAAAUAGAAUUCAUUUUAACGACAAUAUAUAAUAUAAAAUGUAUAGUUAUAAUUUGUAACGAUAAUUUAAUUUAUAAAUGUAAUUAUGUACACACUAUAUUUCAAAAAUAUUUCAAUCUUAGAUAAUUAUCCUAAUAUAAAUUCAUAAAUGAAAAUAACUUUUACGAUUUUGAAUAUUUAAAAUAUUUAUAUCUUUCACUACUAAUGUAUAAGCUUGUGGUGUCAGAAUUGUCAACAAAACGUUUGAAGGACUUUUCUUGUCGUCCUGCGAGACUUUUUCAGCAGUGAAUAAUAUUGUUCACUGAAGUGGAAAGAAGACUCGCAGAAGGAACUCGGGUCUGAUUGGUUAAUGUAAAAGGAAACGCCUACUUUCACACGCAUUCUUGUUUCUACCGUGGUAUUUGUCACAUAUACUAAUCCAGAACAACUGUAUUUAAACCUCGAUACGUUACAUAGGCAUAGAAGUAGUAGUCCAUAUAGUAUAGUAUUUUAUGUAUCGAUUAUAAUAUUAAAAUUUUUUUAUUUUUCAUCAAUAUGCGUAGGCUAAUUAUGAUUUGAUUGUACAGUUUAAUUUACAAAUAUAAUUUCGUAUUCAAGUAUACGAAUAAGCUAGAUAUACUAUAGAUAGUUUCAAAAAUAUUUCAAUCUUGUAUGAUUAUUCUAAUACGUAACUUCAUGAAAAUGAAAUUAAUUUUUAUAAUUUUUGAAUAUUCAAAUUAUAGCUUUUCCACUACUAGGAUUGUCAACAAAGUGUUUGAAGGACUUUUCUUGCCGUACUGCUGAGUUUUUUUUCAGCAGUGAAUAAAUAUUGUGAUGGAAAGAAGUCUCGUGGAAGAAACGCAGGUUUGAUUGGUUAACGCGGAACGUAGUUAAGAUAAUAAUUUAUAAAGUACGUUUACGAAUAACCUAGAUACAUCGUACAUAACUUCCAAAAUAUUUCAGCUUCCAGUCUUGGAUGAUUAUACACGUAAUUUCUAUAUACUACUACGUAAUUUCAUGAAAAUGAAAUUAAUUUUUAUGAUUUUGAAUAUUCAAAUUAUAGUUCUUGUAUUGCUAUGUCAACAAAGCGUUUGAAGUGGAGAUAGGCAGUCCUAAGGAAGAAUCCCUCUUGCCGUCCCGCGAGACUUCUUUCCACCAAUGCACAGUACUUUGUACUUCACUCGUCUCGUCUGCUUUUAACAGCUUCAUUUGUGAAAAUCAAAAAUUUUCAUUUUUCUUUCUCCUUGAAAUACCGCGUUUGGUUGUUGUUCCCUGUUGGAUUAAAAUGUUUCUUAAAUAUUCAUUUGCUUUAAAACAAAAUUAUCUUCAAAGAAAAAAAAAAAAUAAAUGAAUAAAAAUAGAGAAAACGAUGCGUUUCUGCAUCUUUUUCCCUGGAUGUUAAUGCUUAAUUUUUAUUUACUCGGGUAAUGUCGACUCGAUUCUCGAAGUGCAAAAUGUUAGGUAUUUUUAGAUGCUUGAAAAUUCGUAUACACAUACUUACGUUCUAUUUGAUGUUCUCGCGGUGGGAUCUUUUUCUCUUGGUAAACGGGAACGAUUUAAUUUCAACGAAAGAAAUUCUCUUCUUUCUUGCAUUCUCCUUCAUUUUUAAAUCGAAUCUUCGUAAUUUAUUUUCUCUACCUCUUUCAAAUUUUACUACAUCUCGCGUUUCUCUUUGAAGAAUAUUAAGUCUAUCAUCUUCUUGAAAUAUAUUCGAAGGAUUGAACAAUCCUUAAAUUAUAUUUUCUCCGAAGAUUAAUUAUUAUUUAUGCUUUUUUGAAAAGUAAAGAUUUAAAAAAUCAAUUGAUCGAAUAAUUAUUUAUCAGUGAUUCGAUUCUUGGAUUAAGUAAAGAGAUUUUUAAACUAUCUAACUUUCAGAUUGAGAAUGUAACUUACACUAAUUGAUUGCCGAAUCUUUUGUUUAUCGUGAUGUAAUGUUAAAAGUUGCUCUGUAUUCUUACCUCUAUUCUUACCAAUAUUCUCAGAUUUAUGUUUACAAGAUACACAAUACUUCCAACUUUUAUAUAUGAAAGGUAAAGAAAAAUUGAUUUCUAUCUUCGUGAAAAACGUUUUAAAAACAUUCGCGAAAGGUUUAUCGCAACAAUCGCAGAUUUAUCGCGGACCAGUGAUCAGAUAAAUUUCCAUCUCGAAUUUAUCGCAAUGGUAAAUCUUGCGAGAAUAUUUGAAAAUGUUAUAUUUCGAAAUUUGAUUUAAAAUCGAUCUUUCAAACGUUGGAUUGUGAAUUCAAAAGAAGAGAAAGAGCUUUUUCGAAUAUUUCGAAAAUUCGAGAUCGAUCUUCCAAAUGCUGAAAUUCGAAAAUGGAAGGAAGAGGAAAAAUUUGAAAAAAAGAAUGUUCGAAAAUAUUACAUUUCAAAAUUCGAUUUAAAAUUCAAAUUCUCGAUUCUGAAUUUAAAAGUGCGGAAAAGAAACAGCAUUUUUUCGAACAUCUGAAUUUUAAAUUCGAACGUGCGGAAGAGGAGAAAAGAAAUGGCGGGAAUUUCGAGACGUUCGAAGACAUUAUAUUGACUCGAUCUUCCAAAAUUUGAUUCUCCUUUAAAUUUGAAAGAGGAGAGACUUUCGAAGAUGCUACAUGUUUGAAAAUUGGCUCGAGAUGGAAAGUCUUUCGAAAAAGUGGAAGAAAAAAGGGAGUGAAAGGUGGAAGUUUGAGAGGAAAUUCGAGUAUUGUGUCGAUCCAAUUGGACAAAUUUGACCCGAAAUAACGUUGCCUUAGAGAUUAAGAAGAGAAGAUUCAAAGCGUAUUGACCGCCUUCGGCCUCAAAGCGAGCUGGGGAUCUCGAAUUAUUGGAGCAGACUUUUUGCACAGUCUUUUUGCAUCGUCUUUGCCGAAUGUGUGAAAGAGGUGGAGAAUCCCAUUAUGGGAUUGUACAAGAAGAGUUGAAAAGAAAAGGUAAAAAAAAAAAGAAAAGGAUCACGUAAAAUUCUAAUAGUAAACAAAAAUUUAUCUUUAAUCUUCCUGAUUGACCGUGAAAAAAAAAGUUGGUCUCCGUUUAAUCAGUUGUCGAUAGUUUUUUUUGUCUUAUAUUUUCAUUCCACCGUAAAAGAUCCAUAUUUAAUGCAACGAAUUUUAAAGUUGAUCGUGAUUUCGAAUAUUGCUUUUCCUUUUUAAUUUUUGGCAAAAGAUUAUUCCAACUAUCCACAUUUUCCAGCCUUUUAUUUUAAUUGGAUGAACUAUAUAUUUCCAGAGUGUCCUUUUUUUUUAUGUUUUUUAAUUGGAAGAACGUUUUUUUUUUUUUUUUUUUUUUUUUUUUUUGUAUCCAUUUUACGUAUUUUAAUUGGAUGGAGAGUUUUUUUUAUCAGCUUUCUUUUAAUUGAAAGAAUCUUUUUGCGGGUGUUUUUUUAAACAGUAUUUUAUAUGCUUUCAUAAAUAUGGAAUGGGAAAGUGAUUAAAAAUAUUUGGAAAAUGUAAAAAAAAAAAGGGAAAGAAUUCUUCCUAAGUCGAAAAGUUGAAAAAGUCGUAUUCUAUACGCAAAAAAUUCCAAUCCUGUACGUUAAAAUUCACGUAAAAUCCGCCAUUUUUUUUCACAUAUCCUGUAUUCCAAGGACUAGUAAAAAUUUUCGAUAAAAAAAUUUCUUAAAGUGAUAAGUAUUAAAAAUAUUUAGGAGAAAAGAGUUCUUGGUAAAUUGAAAAAAUCGAAAAAAAAAAUAGUAUUCUUCGCACACGAAACGAAAUGGAAUAGAAUUUCAACUCUAUACGUUAAAAUGUACCCAAAAUUCUCGCCACUCUUUUUAUACAUAUAUACGAAUAUUUCUGUAUUUUAAUAAAGAAUAUAUAUUCGUAAAAAUGAUAAGUAUUAAAAAUAUUUGGGAGGAAAGAGGGAAGAACCGAUUCUAAAUUGACUAAAAUCGAAAAAUUGACAUUCUUCGCAUACGAAAUGAAACGAAACGCCCGCCAUUCUUUUUUUUUUUACACGUUUUCUGAAUCUCCAUAUCCUGACAUCUGGCAUAAAGAAUAGCAUUCUAGGCCCUUCCUAAAAGUAUAUUUUCGAAGGAGAGAUGUAAAAGAAAAUGAAAAAUAUCGAUCGGCGGCGGCCGUGAUCUACGCGUUAUCUCAAGAUAGUCGAGGAGUCAUGGAGGAGUCAUGGCGCGCGACGUAUUGGAGCGAGCAGAGACGCGAGUGCACGUCUCUUCUUGAAUAUCGAAAGUCGUUGGCUCGCGCACAGUCGGUUCGAUUCGAUUCUCUUCCCCUCCCGUUCUUUCUUUUCGUUCGUGAUAAUAAUAAUAAAUAUAAGACCUCGAUCUCCUCAGUCGGUCGAUCGAGGAUGAGAAUGAUGUAUCUCGGUAUAUCGGUAUCUGUCGGAUUCGAAGCGCGCGUACAAAAUCACUUGGAAUUUACAAUUCUUUUCCCCUCCUCUAUUGCAUGGAAUGGCAUAACACGAGGCUAACGAGAAACGAUGGAAAAAGAAAGAGAGAGAGAAAGAGAAUAGUAGUCGGUAGUAGUUGGUCGUUGUUCAUAAAAACAAUUCUGAUUGAUUCUGAAAAUAUUUAAUACGAAAAUUUCCAUAUUUCUCUCUCUGUCUCACACACACACACACACACUCACUCACUCUUUUUUUCUAUUGGAUAAAUAUCGGAGGAUAGUUAGGCGAGAGGAAUGGCACUCACGUAUCUGGAUAUAUUAUUAGAGUAUCGAGUGAGCGUGCAAACAAGCGAGACGCGUUCGAUAUCUCGUUUCAUUUUUAAUCACUUCCGCCUAUGCACACGCGGCACGAAAUCAUUCGAAAGAUAAAUGAAUUUUUCGGUACGGCAAAUUCGAUUAUAUAUACGACCUCGUGAAACGAUAUCUUGGUGAAAUAUUGAUUCGUCCGUAUGGAAAGGAAUGAUUCUGUUUAUCCAGAAUUAUUUCCGCGCGGGAUAUUAAUUCUCGAUCGAUAAUCUGCUCGAUUCUGUUCCAUCCUGUGUCGAGAAAAUAUUGAAACGAAUACGUCCCGGUGACAUUAAAGAGUAACAGGUGCCGUCGAGAUCAUUUCGAAAACAUUUCCUUUAAACGUCGCUUCCCUCGACGAAUUCUUCAAAUUGGAAUGUCGUUUAAAUCCAGCGUCUGGUUUCUUCGAUGGAAUAACAAUGGCGGCAAAACCGCGCAAGAAUCGCCCGCCGCCAUCAUUUAUCGUUCGUGGACGGUGGAGGAAACGAAGACCGUAAAACCAACGAUGUCCGUACCGUGUUACGAUCGCAAUUUCACUGAUCAUUAACUCUUCGUUCUCUUUGGUCGAGGUAACCGUCCAAUAGCGGUGCUCCCAGGCGUUUACACGUCGACCCAGCCUACGUGCUAGAACUGAAGGGUCCGGGGAGCACGAAGGCGAGAAGAAAUGAGUUGGACGUGACACAAUGACAUGAUGAAGAGCCUGGUGGGGAUCAUGUGGAUAGUGUUGGUGCUCAUAUCAGGAUGCUCGGGAAAUCCGGACGCGAAGCGGCUGUACGACGACCUCCUGUCGAAUUACAACAAGCUGGUUCGUCCAGUGGUCAACGUCACAGACGCCCUCACCGUUAAAAUCAAGCUCAAACUCUCUCAGUUGAUCGACGUAAAUCUGAAAAAUCAAAUCAUGACAACGAACCUCUGGGUAGAACAGUCAUGGUACGAUUACAAGUUAAAAUGGGAUCCAAAGGAAUAUGGUGGGGUGGAAAUGCUGCACGUGCCAUCCGAUCAUAUAUGGAGGCCCGAUAUAGUUUUGUACAACAACGCCGACGGUAAUUUCGAGGUAACGCUGGCAACGAAGGCGACGCUGAAUUACACAGGGAGGGUCGAAUGGAAGCCACCGGCCAUAUACAAAUCCUCUUGCGAGAUCGACGUAGAAUACUUUCCGUUCGACGAGCAAACGUGCGUCAUGAAGUUUGGCUCGUGGACUUACGACGGCUUCCAGGUUGAUCUUCGACACAUCGACGAAAUUCGUGGCAGCAAUGUCGUCGACAUCGGCGUUGAUCUGUCCGAGUUUUAUACUUCCGUCGAGUGGGACAUCCUCGAAGUCCCAGCCGUGCGAAAUGAAAAAUUUUACACGUGUUGUGACGAGCCCUACCUCGACAUCACGUUCAACAUCACCAUGAGACGGAAGACUCUGUUUUACACCGUCAAUCUUAUAAUACCGUGUAUGGGUAUCUCGUUCCUCACGGUAUUGGUCUUCUAUCUGCCAAGCGACAGUGGCGAGAAGGUCAGCCUAUCAAUUUCAAUUUUACUGUCGCUGACUGUGUUCUUCCUUCUGCUGGCCGAAAUUAUCCCGCCCACAUCGCUCGUAGUACCGCUUCUUGGUAAAUUCGUCCUUUUCACCAUGAUCCUAGACACCUUCAGUAUAUGCGUAACCGUGGUAGUCCUCAAUGUUCACUUCCGGUCGCCACAGACACACGUGAUGGCACCAUGGGUCCGUCGUGUUUUUAUUCAUGUUCUGCCAAGACUACUGGUGAUGCGCAGGUAUAAUACGCCUUCGAAGAGAUCCGAUUAUGAUUCCAGGCCGCAAUACCAGAUAGAUAAACGUAGCAUGGGUAGUCAUCAUGGUCAACGAGUAAUGGUCAGAACGUGCAAUGGUCUCGAAUUGCGGGAUCCGUCACUUUUUGUAGAGACUUCAGCCUCGGAGCUGGUUGAAUCUUCCGUUUUGUUUCCGAGUCUCGAUUCGCGGGACGAAUUACAUCCUCGGGAAUUAGAAGCUGUGAAUUUAGGAAGUGCGUGUCGCAUUCACGGUUCACCAGCGACCACGGCUGCUCCUCCACCGCAACUGCCGACUGAGGAGAGCGUGGACGCUCUCUGUAACACUCUUCAUCAUUGGCAUCACUGCCCAGAAAUAUAUAAAGCUAUCGAAGGCAUUCGUUUCAUUGCUGAUCAUACGAAAAGAGAAGAGGAUUCUACCAGAGUCAAGGAAGAUUGGAAAUAUGUCGCGAUGGUGCUUGACAGGCUAUUCCUCUGGAUUUUUACAUUAGCCGUAGUCGUCGGUACGGCAGGAAUCAUCCUGCAGGCACCAACGCUUUACGACGAUCGCAUUCCCAUUGACGUACGACUGUCCGAGAUCGCUUCCACCACUGCCAAGCCACACAUCGUUACGAGCCUCUGAAAAACAAUUGUUCAAUUUCGUUAUUCUUCACGUACAACGCAUGCUCACAUACACAUACAUGCGUUUAUACACAUAUACUACAUACAUAUACAUACAUACAUAUAUGUGUGUGUGUAUAUAUAUAUAUAUAUACACACACACACACACACAAUGUAUUACGCAACACGUAAGAACAAAUACGAAAUGCGUUCACGUUGACCAGGGACUCUAUAAAGAAUACCCAUAUACUAUCAAUCAUUUUGAUAGUAUUUAUAAAUUGUACAGAAAGUCUGUUAGCGUUAAUUGACAUUGAUGACUUACACUGAUCGUCAUUUUGCUAGAUCCGAAACGGCUGAUACGUUAAAGUAUUUCUAAUACUAUUAAAGAUACUUCUACUUCUAUCGCUUUAAUCUCGAUUCAUUAUUGGUAUCGGAUAUUAAAGUCAGUUAUUUGAUUCUCAUAAGAAUUACAAUUCUUUUUUUUAAAUUGAUUGAUUUGUAAUACAAGAAUGAUAAAUAUACAUUGGAAUAGACAUUAGUAGAUGUGUCCAAAUAUUUUUAGAUUUUAUUCAAAUUUAAGAAAUUCUAAUAUUCUUGCGAAUACUAUUGAAAUAGAGGUUUUACGUCCCUGGUAUAAACGACUGAAAGACUGAAGCCUCGGUGAGUCUUCGACUUUUCGCGUGAAUUAUAUGACUAAUGGCCAAUUAACUGCUGUUUGCCCGCUCGAGGCGAGGAUUCUCAAAGCAUACGCACACAAGCGGUCAUACAUAGGAAUAAAACUAACAAAAAUGAAUGAAAAUUAGAUGAAACGGAACUGGAAUAAAUGUAAUUAAACAUAUUUUUUGACCUUGAUUGCAAUCUUUGAAAAUCAUAUUUCUAAAUAAUUAUGAUAUAUUUCUUUUGUUUUCACAUAAAAGAUUAAAAUUCGAAUUGUAAUGGUCAAGAAAUAUGUUUCUGCAUAAAAGUUGAAAGCAAACGACUUUUGACUCGUGAUUUUAUUGUUAAUAUUACAAAACGAACGAAAGAUAGAAUGAUCAGGUUGUCAAAAUAUGUACACAAUAUAGAAUUAAUACGGAGAGACUUAAAGAAGGUUCGAUUUUAUGCCAGUUGCAUUCACGGUAUAGUUGUGAUUCUUUAAAAAAAUAAAUCGAUAAACAUAUUAUAUUAGAUGUUACUAUUUCAAGGGUGAUUGAAUUAAAUAAUAGAUAUAAAAAACUAAAAAUGUAAUAUUUAUUUGUUGUUUAUAAAUGUUUAAAGUAACACUAAUGUUCCAUUAACUUGAAAAAAAAAUCUCAAAGAACACUAUUUUGUAAUUAUAUCGCAUUAAAGUGUUCUCAUAUGUUAUUAAAUACGAAGAACAAAAAUUAUAAAAAAACAUGGGACCGAAGUGUUAUAUUUUACACAAUGUAGUUUCAAAUUGAAAUGAGCUUUAAAAUAAAGAUCAACGAUAAAUUAAAGCAAUUAUAAAAAUUAUAUAAAAAGGAUCACAAUCAUUGACAUGUAUAUGGCAUGGAAUUCGAUAAAGCCUGUUGCAGACUCAGGAAGGAAGAGAACAAUUUCUAAAGUUUACAUCGAGCCUGUAACAAUGGGGCCAUAUUUUCACAAAAUAAAAAAAAACAAGGAAAAGAAUAGAGAAUGAAAUCGCGUGUCUCUCUAGGUGUGAAGUUGUAAAUUCUAAAUAUUUGCAUCCAUAUAAAGCGCGCAAAGUGGCGAUAAGAAAAGAAAUAAGAAAAAAAGAAGUGUUGGGCCUAAGAAAGUUUCACUGACUCAACUUUUAUUGCUCAUAAUACGUAAUAUGUUUGUAAUAAGAUACACUUUCGUAAUUACGUUCGUUCCAGACCACCGACGAACUGUGAAAUGUUUAUUACACAUAUUAACAUGGCGUGCAUGAAGGGACAAGAAAACAAGAUGAAAUGCACGAAGAAAAAUGAAAACGUUGCAACUGUUUAUUAUUGCAAUCGCGUUCUGAAUAAUUUACUGUCUUCCUAAACUACGAAAUUAAUGACUUACUUUUGAUGAGCAACAGUCAUAUGUUUGCGAUUUACUGUUGUUCCAGCCCAAUAAACUUGCAAAAAAUAAAAUAAAAAAAAUUAUAAAAACAAGAAAAUAAGUAGAGCCUGAUUGGUAAAAUUAUUGUUAAUUAAGUAUAUAUGAAGAAUAUCCAGAAUUUUAUGUCUUAAGAGUGAAGCUUAAAAAUUCUUUCGACAAAAAUUCUUUUUUGAUCGCUGAUCGUAGAUUUUUUAACUUAGUCCUACCAUUCGGCUUAUCGUCUGUAUCACGACGAACCACUAAUGCCUGCCAGUAGUCAACAAGAAUACAUUGAAAAGGAAAAACAUUUUGACAAUUUUGUAUGCACUACUCCGAAGAAAUCUAAUCAAUGAAUUAUUCAAUAAUAUAAAUUCAUCCAGUAAAUUUUAUCAUUAUUGUGAUUUAUAAUAAAACAUUUCUUUCAAAAACGGUGAAGAUAAGAAGAAAACAAUUUCAAGGAAAUAAAAAAAAUUAAAAUUAUCGCUGGCUGGCGUGGUCAUGACAUUAAUAUGGAUUUUACAUAUGGAUCUUAUGUUUAUUAAUAUUUUUUUAUUUUAAUUUUUUGUCGUUUGAGAGAGUGCGUGAAAGAUAUCUGUGUGAAUGAAGAAUAAUAAUGAAACAAAAAAAAAAAAAUAAAAAUAAAAAGUAGAAAAAAAAAGAAAAGAGAAACUGAUUAUAUGUUAUUACGAGGAAAUAAGCGCAGUGAUAGUUACUCAACGUAAGUUACAAACAAUUUAAUUAUAUAUAUGUAUAUGUGUGUGUAUAUGUAUAUAUAUAUAUAUAUGUAGGUGUAUAUGUAUAUAUAUGUAUACAUUAUGUGUAUAUAUAUAUAUAUAUAAAUAUUAUAAAUAAUCAUUACCACACACGAUAAAAGUAAUAUGGCAAGAUAUUUUGUGAGUGUGUCUAUAAGCUCGAUUAUAAAACUUACGUAAAUUAAGCAGAGUUUGUCUUCAUUUACGAGAUUGAAAAUGUUGUUCCAAUAGAGGAAAAGAUUUUAUAAAUGGUGUGUUGAACUUUUAACGGUCGUCAUUCACAUGAAAUGGCCUUAUUCAGCACUCGGACUCACAACGCAUUCAGGGAGAGAAGUGUUGCUAUAUUAAAUGUAGUUUUACUCAUCGGAUUAUGCAUAAGGCAUAAUUAAUCAACCUAUGGUUAAAUAUUUUAUCAUCGAUUCGAUUAUGCAUUUUCACUUUAUAUGUGAUUUUCAUUUGUUAAUACAAUAAGAUAUACAUUGUUUGAAUGAACUUUAAAAAAUGCGACGAACAUGAUUUUUAAUCACAAACGAGAUUAUUUAGAUACAUUAUUGUUCAAAGAAUUAAAUAUUUAUAUAAUUUUUUUCAAAAAAUAUUUUUUGUAAAUAUUUCUUGAAAUGUUACAAUAAUAUAAUGUUACAAUGCAUUGAGAUAUUUCAAGAUAAGUGUCAAAUGAAGCAGUUAUAAAAAGGUAUAAAUUUAGUUUUUUACUUUUUUACAUUUUUUGUACUUUUUUUAGUAGAAUCUCAUAACUUUAUUUUAUAAAAGAAAAUUUAAUAAAUCCAAAAAAAUUAUUUUUAAACAAUCUAAGGUCAUAAGAGAAAAUAAGAGAAAUAAUGUGUUUAAGAAAUUAAGAAUGUAACUUUGAAAAUAUCUUGUAAAUAAAGUAUCAAAUAAUAAUGUCAAAAUUCUUACAAUUUAUAUCUUUCUGAAUUUUUGACUUGAAUAAUAUACCAUUAUUUAUAUAUAAGUGACCUUAGAUUCUAAAUAAAAUAUCAUGUUAUAAUUAGUAGCUAUUUCAUGUGACACUUAAUUUGAGUCAUCUUAUCUAAUAUCUAUUUGCAAACAAAAUUAUAAUUCUUUUAUUACAUUAACAAAGAUAUAUUUACACAUUUACAAAAACAUAGAAACUAUGAUAUUUCUCAUCAGACAUUGAUAUAAAAAUAAGAUCGCUUGAAUUAUUUUAUCAUUAAUUGUUGUCAAGUCAAAAAAAAAAGAAUGUAUUAUGCAUUUGUAUAAUACAACAUUUUAUGUAUAAGUUUCUAAACUAAAUAUUUUAACAAUUUUUAGAAAUUGAUAUUAACGAGGCAUAUGAUGCUGCUGCCAUACUGAAUAGGAUUUUAUUCAAACAUUCGUUUAUAAUAUUUUUCAUUAAAUUGUAUAACAUCGUGGAACAAUUCAGCCUAAAUACAUGUACUAUAUUUUAUUGACACAGUCCAAAAUGAUCAGAAAUAAAACUUUAUAUAUCUAGGAACAAUGUGUCAUUUGUUUAAUUUUUCUUUAGUAAAAUUAUAUAGUAAAAUAUUAGCAUGAAUACAUACAAUUUUAUUUAGAUUAUAUAUUUAACUUAUUGCAAUUUGUUUUAAACAUAUAUUUAAUAAUUUUUUUUUAAUUCUUUAUUUUACAAUUUUAAUUUUAAAUAAAAAUUGUAUAAACAAUGAUUAUUAUUUUCUAUUUUCUAAUUAAAGAAAUAAUAAGCUAAACAAUAAUAAAUUUUAUAUUUUGUAUAUAAAUAUCAAGUUGAAAAUUUUUUACUUCCCAAAUUUUUAUCAAUUUUCUAUUAUUUAAAUCUAUAUAUGUAAAAAUUAUACAUUUUUUUUUUGAUUUAAAAAAAAAACAACAAAAUAUUAUUUUAAAUAUUUACUUUAUGCUAAAUAUAAUAUUAAAAUUUAAUUUGUUUUGCAAUCGUAAGUUUCUUUUAUAUAUAAUACUAUACUGUAAAAUUCACAUUUCAUAAAAGUAAAGACAAUAUUAUUUUGUAUAAUCAGUAUUAAAAUUAUCAUUAUUAAAAAUAUUACUUUUUGUAGAUUUUAUUUCUGCAGCUUAAUAUUUAAAAAAUAAAUAAUAAAUAAUUUUAAAAGACAUUUCAUCAUUAUCAUUUCUAAAUCGAGGAUUUGUUAAAUAAACAUUUAAUAAGUAUGAAAUAUUGUUUUUAAAUAUUCAUCUUUAUAUUACAUCUUUAUUUGCAUAUUUUGCAAAUAUUGCUAGCAUUAAAAUAUUUGGUUAAUUGCAUAAAAUUUUAAAAGAAGACAUAAUAUAUAAAAAUAACAUUAUUAAUUUCACAUUUAUCAUAUUUAUAAUGAAUUUAAUAAAUAAAUAAAUAACAAAAAUUUCUAGAAAAAGGUAAAAAAAAAAGUAUAUGGAUAUAUUUAUAUGUAUAAAUAGAUAUUUGUAUAAAAUUUUUAAAUAAACUUGAUUUAAUGAAAAAUUAUAAGAGUUUGAGCAUUUUAUUUUUUUCUUUUAAUUCUUUAAUAUUUUUUAUUUAAAUUUUUUUCAUAAUUAAUUUUAAUAAAGUUUGUAAAUUUGAUUUAAAUUUAUAUUAUUCGUUUUCGAUUUUAUACUCUAUGUUAUGCUCCUUAAAUUCAUUUUUUUGUUGUUCAUUUAUCUCGUUUUUUUUCUCUAUCUGAAUUAAUUUUUUUUCUGUAACAUCAGAUAUUGAUAUACAAUCAUUUUGCUUUGCUUGACGAAUUCUUUUGAUCUUUUUUUUAAUAGCCACAGCAC